Coccidioides immitis RS is the source of this 1149-nucleotide messenger RNA. RefSeq lists its product as uncharacterized. Lineage: Eukaryota; Fungi; Ascomycota; Eurotiomycetes; Onygenales; Onygenaceae. The transcript has a single exon. The record is from RefSeq and is a predicted model, not a curated record. The coding region runs from base 160 to 627 and encodes 155 amino acids.
CAUAGCAGCCUGCAUAUUCACAAGCAAGACACUUCUUUUGGUCACAAAACUCUUUUGACGUUUUGAUGUAGAUAUGCACUACAGAGUCGUUGGAAUAUUAUUUUAUCAAAUCACCUACAACCCAAGUCCCAUAGACAAUCUCAUCAGAUAAUUUGCAGCAUGAAUUUUGAUGAGCAGUCUUUCAGCAGUCCUGUCUGUUCCGCUCCCAUCGAGUGGUUCUCUGCAUGUUCAGAUGCACAUGACUAUGAAACCGGAUGGUAUUUCCUGUGCGGGGCUUCCAACGAUACAGAUGCACUCGCCGCUAUCCUCGGAUUAAGGGAUGGUGAACAUCUCGGAUUACGCCCUGCAACAGUGUUUGGGUUCAAGGCGAGGAAGUGGGGUCGGCAGCCCGUUCUUGUAAGAGAAAGUGGUGAAAAAGACAGCCCAAAUGGAGAUGCAGCGGUUUCCGGGGCGGCGCUCAGGAUUGAGAGGACGGACCAUGCCAAAAUGUUGCGGGGCCUGCUGCCGAGUAUGUUUCGAGUCGAUAAAUGCUACAUUCGACUUGAUCGCGAUCGCGGGGAAGACGACGAGCUUAUCCGCGGCUUUGCUUUCGUGUGGGAUGGAAAGACCGAAGAGUUGAAGAACUGAACACCUUUAAACUCGAGACCAGGCCAAUCAUCCUCGCUGGGGACUCUGUGCUGCAUUUGGCCGCAUUGCGACGCUGCGCGUUGGCCAUCUGGGGAGGGUUCGAUGCCCAACUUCCCGGCAUCAGGCGUCCGGAGAGACCCUGUGAGGAAUUAACUCUCGUCUUGAGAACUGCGAUCCUCCCUGGUGUCAUCCAAUUGCUGCUGCAGAGCCAAAUCUCUUCGCAUCCUUGAUUUCCUGGGGUUUCACGUUGGCUGGGGUGUUCCAGCUCUCGAAAUCUUCGAGUUGGCACUGCCCCAAUCCCCACCCGCUGCCAUCAUGUCGCCAAUGGCGCCCUGUGUCUCAUGCUCCAGCACAUUCCCCCCAUGGACGUCUGGAGUACAUACCCUUUCGACUCCCUUUUCGUGCAAAAGCAUUCCGAAUGCUCUGACGGAUUUGCUCUACUCGGGGAGAGCCGCGAGAGCGCUCGCCCGGUGAUUUCGCCAAGAAAUGAUCGCAGGGCUAGCCACUGAGCAGAGAAAAGCG